Molecule: messenger RNA, 2308 nt
Organism: Saccostrea cuccullata (small rock oyster)
Lineage: Eukaryota; Metazoa; Mollusca; Bivalvia; Ostreida; Ostreidae
Exons: 2
Coding region: 90-2273 (727 amino acids)
Source: RefSeq, a predicted model, not a curated record
AGAGCAAGAUUGGAUUUUCCAGGUGGAAGAGACUAUUGUAAAUUGAAAGUGACAGGACAUUAUAAGGUUUAAAUAUUCUGCCUAUCAAAAUGGAACAUAAUAUUGAUUGCGAGGAAGAUCCACUGAUAUGUCAAUAUGCUGAAUUGAUAGAACAAUUAGGAAAAAACACUCAAAAAAAGAGACUAGCAAUAUUUGAUAUUUUUGAAUUUAUAUGUCAGAAUAGUAUAUCAGGUGAAAUUCCUUUUAAGAUACAUAUUGUUGGAUCGUCGGCUGAGGGUGUUACAGCUUUAGACAUUUUCACUUUGGAAACUGAUAUAGAUUUAAUGUGUGAUUGUUCCUGGUUUCAAGCUUAUGAAAGACGAGAAAUUCUUGGAAAUAAAGAUCAAAUGAUUUUUAGAAUGGAUAGCGAAGGGGCAGUUCCAGGUUAUGCUUACUUAAAAUUACAAAUUUUUGAUGAAACUACAAACACAACUUACGAAGAAAGUUUACCGUCUACCGACAUACUUUUACUAGGUUCAACAUUAUUUAACAUUGAUUUACCCAUUCAGAACAUGUUUAGUCUUUUUGGGGCGCCUUGUAUAUCCAAUGGAUACUUGAACGGGCCAUCCUUAGCAAUGGGGAUUUUGACACAAGGAAAUUUUCUAACCAGUUCUUUUCCAACAUUCAUUAAAUCUUUCGACCGGGUUUUUGCAAUUAAGUGUAAUGAGUGGCCAAUGAUCGCUGAUGAAUGGAUGGAAAGAGAAAGACACUUUAGCUGGCCAUCAGGGGAAAUAAUUGCAAAAGCUAUAGAAUUAGGCUGCUAUUUAGUACCUAUCGGCAAAGAUGACAAAUUUGAGUGGCGAAUUUCUUUUGUAUUAGCUGAAAAACUUCUGGUUCGAAACAUGAAUCCAAUGCAAACUUUUGUAUAUUCAUUUCUCAAAUCCAUUAAAGAGGAGAUAUUUUCACCAGUCACGUCCGGAAUUACUUCAUACAUACUAAAAACAGUAUUAUUCUGGGUGUCAGAGGAGAAUGAUGUGGCAAAUUGGCGACCCUGGACUGUUCUGCAACACGUUCGUUUAUGCUUCUUAAAGCUAACUGAGUUUUUAUGCUUCGGAAAAUGUCCACACUACUUUAUGAAAUCUUGCGAUUUGUUUUACAGAAAAAUGUCCCAUGUGGAAAUUGUCGAGCUUAUUGCUAAAUUGACAAAUAUGACGAAUUCUAUGAAUUUUAAAUUAGCUAUAAUCAAUUUGAAAUCCAUUAAACUUCUUAGCAAGAAUGCAUUUUUACCAAUCAUGCCAAUGUUAAAGAACUGGAUGGAAACAAUGCCUCAGUUAAAUGGGAAAGUUAUGUCGAGAUUCUGCGAUGAACUUUCCCAAAAUUGUGUCGAAACACUAUUCAAUAACGUCGACGUACAACGUCCAGAGCAGAUAAUGGUGAUAAUUGCUAAUGUACUGAGGAAAGUAAAAAGAUAUGACAAUGAUUUAUCCGUGUCAUUCAAAGAUACUUUAAUACGGAUACUAUCCUGUUUGCAAAUUCGUGCAACAUGCGCAUAUGAGUUUCAGACACUGACUGGACCUAAUAGUGCCAAAACAAUUGACGACAAUUUUCAAUUAGUGAGUCACUUAAUUAAGCAAUCAAAAUUGCAAGUCGAAACAUUGUGUCCUGGAGAUUUGACACAAAUAGCUCACACAUUCUUUUCCGUUGGUUGCUUUGAAAACUGUUUAAAGAUUAUAUCAACUAUGUUAGAAAUGUUGAAAACAAAAUUCCAGACAAAAAUUGGUUCUGUUAUGUCUUUGUGUCAAGUUUACAUGUCAUUGAUGUUUGGGGAAAGUGAUGCAUCUUUUGCCUCUCCCGCACGUCCUCUAACACAGAUAGAGUUCUUUCCAUUUGAAGUGGAGAUGUUGACAAAGGACUUGAAAUUAGAAAUUGUGACAUUAGAAAUGCAGAAUGAAAAUUUGAGGAACAGCUUUCCAGUGCCAUUUCUUUUUUCGAAAGUUCGUGCAAGACUGCAAGUUAACCCUCUGGUCUAUGCUUUUUAUUUGAAAUUUCAAUGUUGUCGAUUUCUUGUAGACAAUCAGGGGUCGUGGUCUGUUCUGAGGGAUUUUGAAGAAAGUGCAUCUUCGGGAAUCUUUCAGAAUGCAAUAUCCUUUAAUCUUCUUGGGUGUUGUUUAAAGGAAAAUGGACAUUUUGAGAAAGGAAUUCAAAUGUUCGGACGAUCGAUUCAGAAAAACAAAGAAUUGCUUGGAACAAAGUAUCAAACUGCAAUAUUACUGAAACAUGCUUUCAACUCUUAAAUCAUUUUAUUUUAAUUCUAGAUUGACUUUAUUGU